This is a messenger RNA of Quercus lobata, 4579 nucleotides long. It is a transcript of the gene FU, whose product is annotated as kinase family with ARM repeat domain-containing protein. The coding region runs from base 296 to 4321 and encodes 1341 amino acids. Gene Ontology annotation, cellular component: cytoplasm. The record is from RefSeq and is a predicted model, not a curated record. The transcript is spliced from 24 exons. Gene Ontology annotation, biological process: protein phosphorylation. NCBI's taxonomy places the organism in Eukaryota, Viridiplantae, Streptophyta, Magnoliopsida, Fagales, Fagaceae. Gene Ontology annotation, molecular function: protein binding; protein kinase activity; ATP binding.
CUUCACUUGAAUUUUAACGGGCGGGAAAAAAACCUUAGGGCCCACCCCUCUCUCUCCAAAACCAAAACACAUUUUUCAAACCUCUCUCUCUCUCUACUUUCAGAUUCUCUUAUUCUCUUUCUCCGGCCAGAUUUGGAAGUAUUGGCCUUUGCUUUGUCGGCGCCGAACAUUCAUCACCGACAAUUUCACAGCUCCAUUUCGAAUCAAAGGGAACUGAAUCAAUCUAGCUAGUAGUAGACACACCCAAAUCGGCACCUUUGUUUGAUUCAAUAGAGUCUUAUUAAGAUUUUGAAAGAUGGGUAUUGAAAACUAUCACGUGAUUGAGCUCGUCGGGGAAGGUUCGUUUGGUAAGGUAUACAAGGGGAGGCGGAAAUUUACAGGACAGACCGUUGCAAUGAAAUUCAUAAUGAAGCAUGGGAAAAGUGAGAAGGAUAUUCAGAAUCUAAGACAAGAAAUUGAGAUUCUAAGAAAGUUGAAGCAUGAAAAUAUCAUCGAAAUGCUUGACUCCUUUGAAAGUGAACAGGAGUUUUGUGUUGUCACAGAAUUCGCACAAGGUGAACUGUUUGAGAUUCUUGAGGAUGAUAAGUGCCUUCCAGAAGAACAAGUUCAAGCAAUUGCAAAGCAGUUGGUGAGAGCGUUGCAUUACUUGCACUCAAACCGUAUCAUCCAUCGUGAUAUGAAGCCACAAAACAUUCUCAUUGGUGCUGGGUCUGUGGUUAAGCUUUGUGAUUUUGGGUUUGCACGUGCAAUGUCCACGAAUACUGUUGUUUUGAGAUCCAUAAAAGGCACUCCACUGUAUAUGGCUCCGGAACUGGUACGGGAACAGCCUUACAACCACACGGCUGAUUUAUGGUCCCUUGGAGUUAUUCUGUACGAAUUAUUUGUUGGACAGCCCCCAUUUUAUACAAAUUCUGUGUAUGCACUCAUCCGGCAUAUUGUUAAGGAUCCAGUUAAAUAUCCAGACAAUAUGAGUCAAAAUUUCAAAAGCUUUUUGAGGGGUUUGCUUAAUAAGGUACCACAAAACCGACUAACUUGGCCCACCCUUCUUGAGCACCCCUUUGUUCAAGAAACUUCAGAUGAAGUGGAUGCUAGGUAUCUAGCAAUCCAUUUCCAGGAAAUGCGUGCUGCAACUGCUGCAGCUAGAGGAUGUGAUGCAGCAUGGAGAGGUGAAGGUAAAAGCAACUCUCCAGCUACUUUUGAGAGCAAUAAUGGUCCAAGCCUUAAGAGUGAUGCUCACUUAAAUAGUCCAAACUCAGCAACAUGCAAUCCUUCACCACGUGAGGAGUUAUCACGGUUUGCAAGUCCUAAUGAUGCUAAACAAUCAGGUUGUCAGACAUUGGACAGACUGGAAAACACUUCCCGCACAGUCAAGGGAGCACAAAUAAUUGGUCAAGAUAACGAAGCAUUAGCACAUGUUUUGCUACAGUUGAAAAGAUGGUCUACUGGAUCUCAAAAUUCUUGCAGGGAUCAAGAUGUUAUUAGUUCAAGUCAGUCGCUCAGAAUUCUUUUGAACCUACUUGCAGCUGGUGCCAUCAAUUCUAGUGGACUACUUGAUGAAAUAAUGCGUGAACUUCUUGUUUUCACUGCUACUGUUGUUAGCUUGAAAUCUUCUGAAUUUAAUGACUUAAUAGCAAAGAGUUUUUCAGUGAUCAAAAUGGUGCUUGAUAAUUGUGGAAGUGGCAUUGCAAGUUCAUAUUUCAGGCACUGGGUUGCAUUAUCUGAGAUUUUUUCACAGGUUGUUGGUUGCAAUGAAGAGGCAUGUGGAAGAGUUUUGUACGAGUCCAGUGCUUGCAUUACCAUCAUGUUAUCCAGAGUUGCUCAGGGUCUUAAGGCAACUCAUUUGACUUCGAGUCCUGAAGCGGGUUCUGCUCUUAAUGAAACAUUUAAAAAAAUCUUGGAUCAUGCUAAAACGACUGGCUUAGUGGAUCUUUUGUGUCACUGCUUAGUAAAUUCAGGCUCAAGUCUUAUUUCGGGUUCUUCAAAUAUGUUGCGUGCUGCAUGUGAAGCAUGUAGGGCUACUUGGUCACUCAUAGAUGCAUUGGAAACCCUUUUCCUGAGGGAAAGUCCCCUUUUAUUUCCAUUAAAUGCUUUGCGGAGUCAUUCGUUAGUUCGACUUGACAUUAGGGACCAUGAACGAGGCUCAUUGAUUGGCACUGAAUCAGCAAAAAUUGUUGAUGUGGUGACAAGAACAUUUGUUAGGUCAAAAGCGGUGCAGGUUGCCAUUUACUAUUGCCUUCAUCAACGACUUGAAGCUGCAAUGUCUGCUGGCAUUCAGCUCUUGUCAAGGUGUUGUGUACAUAGUGGACUUGUUCCAGGUGUUCUUUGUGGACUUCCCAGUUCCUUACCUGUAACUACUGUUGUCAGUGGUGGAGGGGAUGGUACUCUUGUCUCUGAGAUAUUCUCUAUAUUGUCUCUCUGCACUUCAUCUUCAAAUAAAGAUCCACAAACAGGAGAAACAAAUAAUUUGAGGUGUAAAUUAAGCAAUCCUUAUACCUUGGUUCUUCAUUCAUGCCUAAUCCUUGCAACAGUUGCACAGUGUUUAAAGUCCACUGGAAGAAAUUCUGCAUUGUUUAUGCUUACAACCUCCCCAAAGAAGCAGCAAUCUCGACUUUCAGGGCUUGCACACCAUUUUUCUUCCUCUGAUGACGGAAUUAACUCAUUUCAACCUCAUAGUGCGUCAGCUAUGCUGGCUCUUGCAUCCAUUCUAUCCCUUGAAGCUGGAUCUUCUAUUGAGUCUCCAGUCUCUGAAAAUGCUCUGCCUUUGAUUCCUAGAACUGCCACACUUUGUGAUUAUCUCAAAUAUUCAUCUAGUAAUGAAACUGAAGUGGAUCCCAGUUACCUGAAUGGUGUUCUCUCUUAUUGGCAUGGCCUUAGAGAUGGAUGUGUUGGCUUGUUAGAGGCCCGGCUCAAGUGGGGAGGACCAUUAGCUGUUCAGCAGUUGUGUGCAAGUGGUAUCCCUCUGCUUCUUGUUGAGUUGUUAGCCAACAACUCAAAUGCUUCUCAAGGGAUUGACAUCUCAAAAGAUCGAAUUGGGCUAUCCCCUAUAGGGGUUGUGUGGACAGUUUCAUCAAUAUGUCACUGCCUUUCAGGUGGAGCUUUAACUUUUCGUCAGAUUUUGGUUAGGAGUGAACACAUCAAGCUUAUUUGUGACCUAAUAUCUGAUGUACAUCUCAAGCUUGUAAACUGCUGGGGUGGGCCUGGUGGAGGGAAGGAUGGAGUCAGAGAUAUAAUAAAUGCAGUAGUAGAUAUCUUAGCAUUCCCUUUUGUUGCUAUACAGAACGGUCCUGGUUUGCCAUCUGCCACUGCUUCUGUAAACAGUGGGUUCCUUCUCAACAUGGGUUCACCAGGUGGGAAAGUAUGCAUGGAAGAGAAUAUGGUAAAAGUAAUUGAGGAAGAUUUGACAAAGUAUAUUAAAAUCCUUUUGGAGUUGGGAGUGCCUAUUCUUAUUCUUCUGUGUUUGGAGCAUGUCGAGUUAAAAGAUUUGGGAAGGCCUGUUGCGUUUCUUGCUAAAAUGAUAACCCAUCGACCUCUAGCAGUUCAACUUGUGAGUAAAGGCUUGUUAGAUUCAAAGACGAUGAAAAGGUUGCUUGAUAGUUCAUGCCCAAGAGAAGUCACGCUAGAUAUUUUGAUGAUAGUUUCUGAUCUAGCCCGCAUGGAUAAGGGAUUCUAUGAAUACAUCAAUCGGGCUUCUGUUUUAGAAUUUUUGAAGGAUUUUCUCACCCAUGAAGAUCCCAAUGUACGUGCAAAGGCUUGCAGUGCUCUGGGCAACAUGUGUCGGCACAAUUCCUACUUUUAUAGUUCACUAGCAAGGAAUCGGAUUAUUGGCCUCCUCAUUGAUCGAUGUGAUGAUCCAGACAAACGCACACGAAAAUUUGCAUGCUUUGCUAUUGGAAAUGCAGCCUACCAUAAUGACACACUGUAUGAAGAGCUCCGGAGAUCCAUUCCUCAACUUGCAAACUUGCUGCUUUCAGCAGAGGAAGACAAGACUAAGGCCAAUGCUGCAGGUGCAUUAAGUAAUCUUGUUCGCAACUCCAACAAGCUUUGUGAAGAUAUUGUAUCUAAAGGAGCCAUGCAGGCUUUACUGAAGUUAGUAGCUGACUGUUCUGUGGUAGCCCUGAACCCAAGUAGAAAAGAUGCUGUAAAUGAGUCACCAUUAAAAAUAGCACUUUUUUCUUUGGCAAAGAUGUGUUCACACCCACCGUGCAAGCAGUUUCUCUGUUCAUCAGAGUUGUUUCCAGUUAUUGGACGGCUUCGACAAUCCCCAGAAUCAACAAUUUCCCAGUAUGCCUCAGUCAUCAUUAGCAAAGUCUCUGAUGCCUGAGGGCCUAAAUUGAUAUGAUAAUGGAAGUCAGCUUGAUUUCCACUAAUCAAUCAUAGUGAUUGCCACCAUACUGUUGAAGGUUGAAAUAGAAAAUGUGAAGAAGCUGGCUUGCCAAAAACUGCUACUUAGUAAAUGGUGUAAAAUAGUCCUUGCACGCAUUUCUUGUAUAUGGAUUAAUUGUUCAAUGUUCCAACCAUAUCUUGUUCAUAUUAUGCAAUUGUGCAAGCUUGUUGGUGCACAUCUUUCUCGCAAAGGAUU